AUGAACAGGGUUAGAAGCCUUAUCGGGGGAUCAAGCAGUAAUCGGAGAACACAGAAUUUUAAUCAAACAGACGAACCGACAGCACAAUCCCAGAAUUCUGCCCUCAAUGAGAGCGAUCAAGCUACUAUGUUUGAGUCAGACAUAGCGACUACGCACACCAAUAGUUCUGAUUCUUCGACAAUAGGAGACUUCCAGCGAAAUGGGUUUAUUAACAGAUGUCCAGUGUUUACCUCGGAGCGAAAUAUUCCGUUUGCGCAUACUUUGUUAGGGAAGGGGUUCUAUUGUUUUCCUAGUGAAGAAGCAUUUGCCGUUUUCCGUAAGAACAAGAGAAGACUUGAUGUGUUAGAUGACGAUGAAGGUCUUGGUAUUCCGCUUUUGCAUGCUGUGCCAUCUGGUGUAAUUAAGACGAUCAUAAGCAGAAGAGAACCCAUUUCAAGGAUUUAUAAGUACAUCCUUGUUCUUCCGAACGAGCCAUCGCCAAUGGAGCUGAGAGACGGCAUAUGCGAGUUGAUUGCCGAAAACAACUCCCGAAAACUCUACAAAGUAGAGUUUUGUCAAGUUUUCAAAGAGGUAGACGUUGAUUCGUGCCGCGUGGAACAUAAAUUUCUGUUCCGUUUGAAUGAGCAGUCGCGUAACAUGUUUUCCAUCAAAAUGGUUAACAGCAUUUUCAAAAGAGGUACAGAUACAAGGGUGGAAGGUCUAAAUUUGAGAUGGUAUGGCACUUCAGGAUUAGCGUCUCCCUUCGGAUCUGGUCAUUUCAAAGUUCUUGUCCUAGACGACGGUAUGCCAUCCCUCUUGGACGAGCCUACCGAUGAAAGCUACGAGCGUGCUCGUAGAGAAGCCCAGCCUUUAAGACCGUUGAGACUCAUGCCAAUUUGGGCGUCUUACACAAACGAGACUGCGACUUAUAUACCGAGGAAAAGGACCUUGAGACUCGCCAACUUUUUAAUCAAGGAAAAUGGGGCUGAAUCGAAGGGAAUUAGAAAUACGCCCUUGAGCACAGAUAUCAUUACAUGUAUGGCCAUGGUGCUACACGAUCUCGAGUCGCGUAAGGAUAGGAGAAAUGUAAGGGCCGGAUAUCUCCCAACCGGAACCAUGAAUAUAGGCCCUGCCUUCAUGUAA
Molecule: messenger RNA, 1122 nt
Organism: Lachancea mirantina
Lineage: Eukaryota; Fungi; Ascomycota; Saccharomycetes; Saccharomycetales; Saccharomycetaceae
Source: the annotation of a GenBank genome assembly